AUGUUUAUCAAGUACCACGCGUUAAAACAAUCCUCCCCUCGUUGUUUCCACCAAGUGCUUGCAUUGAUGGCAUUCAUAGGACGAAAACCCAUACGACAGAUCGUCGUCGCAGCGCUGCUGCUUGCGGCGGUGUGCUUUAUCCACGCGAGACGCCAAGAACUGAGCAAGAACAGCAGAAGCAGCCUGCAACGGGACGUAGGUGCGCAACUGAUGGCUGAGCUGACAGCCGGGGAGUCCAGCACUUAUGGUAAAAAUGAUGGAUCAGGUGCAGACGUCAAAACACUGACUCCCGAGCAGGCGUGCUCUGCUUAUUUCGCAGCUCUUUAUGCUGCCGAUCCACGUUGGUGGAACGAUUACCGAGAGAACGCGGCGUCGUCGUCGUCGAGCGACACGUUUCAAGACUACGAGACCGAAAGACUGAGUCUCAUUAUGGAGCGCAUGCGCGUGUAUGAGGCUUGUCAGGCGCUGAACGCUCUUCCCGUCCAGAUCGCGGAUUUGGACGCUCGCAUGUUCCCGUUCAUUCGGCCGGGCAGCACGCCCUCGUUUGUCUCUGGUGAUCUUGGAAAAAAAUACGAUAAUGGAGUUGUCCCAAUUUUGAGCGGCGGUCCACAAGACACUUUCAAAUUCCAGUUCGAUCCAGCUCAUUCUUUUCUGGACAACUGGAAGCGGUUGUCCCAAAGGUCCUCAGGGACCACCUCCCGGGGCAUUGUUCUAUCAUUUCCCGACUCUCACGUUUCGAUGGCAAUCAGGCUUUUGAAGGUGCUGGAACACCAAAAAAAUCAAUUGCCCAUCCAAGUGGUUCACAAAGGUGACCUGUCCUUUGAGUCUCAGCAACAAAUAUCUCAAGCUCUACCAAAGGGUCAGAAUUUGUGGUUUGUGAACGUGAAAACAAUGCUAGAUGAGAGAUUUGCUUCAGAUUUUCAUACCUACAGAAAUAAGUGGCUUGCCGUUCUUUUCAAUACUUUCCAUGAGCUUGUGUUUAUUGAUGCGGACGCGGUAUCAAUUCUACCGAUGAAUUCUUACUUUGCGUUCGAAGAGUACAAGAAGACUGGAACCCUCUUCUUUCAAGACCGCGCUUUCGCUCACAAAUUCGACUUCUCCUACUGCGUUCCUGAGUUGAAGGCAUUGCAACCAACGCCUUUUGAAACUAAACACUUUGAUCGAACGAUGCCGAUAGAUGCGCAACUCAUGCUUUCGAUGGAUUCGACCACGGAACAAAGUAUCAUUCAAAGUUUGUUUGUAGGUCAGCAGCGUCACCAUAUGGAUAGUGGGCUUCUAGCGGUGGACAAAUCAAAGCAUAUGUCGGCAUUGUUGGCGGGCGUUUUUCUGAAUUUGGCGCCAAAACUCUCGAGAUGCGCCCAUGGAGAUAAAGAGUUUCUCUGGUUAGCGUUCCUUUUGACCAAUCAUGAGUACAAGUUUCAUCCAACAGCGGCAAGCGCUAUAGGUCGCGCCGAUGAGUCCAAUGAGAUUUGCUCAGUCCAGCUCGGCCAUACUUCCACAGACGGCAGUCUGCUAUGGUUCAACAGUGGGUUCAGGUUUUGCAAAUUUUCAGACGGUGCAGACUACGACUGGGACGCUUACAAGAAAGAUGAAUUGCGCAGCCGGUUUUCGUCGAUUGACGCCGCACGAGAAUUCUACAAGUCGAUGGUAAACAUUGAGUCUGCUGUUAUACCUGACCCAUCGAUCAAUCCAUGGGGAGGAGGAUUUGCCGACCUUUGCAUAGGCUACACUUAUUGUGCGAAAACCUCGGCGGGAGCAGGGGAAAUCGUUCAUUUUCCUGCUUACGCGCAAGAAAGAAUCAACGCGAUAGGCAAAGUCUGGAUGGACGCUACAGAAGCGGGACUUCCUUUCUUUAGCCCUUAA
Lachancea meyersii CBS 8951 is the source of this 1863-nucleotide messenger RNA. NCBI's taxonomy places the organism in Eukaryota, Fungi, Ascomycota, Saccharomycetes, Saccharomycetales, Saccharomycetaceae. The record is from the annotation of a GenBank genome assembly.